AUGUCGGAACUUCUCUCACCUCCCGCUUCGACACCUGGAUUACGACUGAGUAGGACACAAAAGGAUCUCAUAGCUGGUUCGGUGGGUGGGAUAGCUCAAGUCUUGGUCGGUCAACCUUUCGACAUAGUUAAAGUCCGGAUACAAACUGCUCCAUCUGGGACGUACAAAUCACCUCUCGACUGUGCCCAAAAGUUACUCCGAUCGGACGGUCCAACGGGGUUCUAUAAAGGUACCCUGACGCCUUUGUUGGGAAUAGGAGCAUGUGUAUCUAUCCAAUUUGGGGCGUUAGAGGGUGCCAAGAGGUUUUUCGGGGGAAGAAAGGGAGAUAAAGAAGAGUUGAAUCUUGCCGAGCUCUACACAGCAGGAGCCAUAGCCGGUGUAGCCAAUACGAUCGUAGCCAACCCUGUUGAACAUAUCCGUAUCCGACUUCAGACCCAGCCUCAACCACCUAUCUACCGAGGUCCAUGGGAUUGUGCUGUGGCGUUAUGGAAAAUGGGUGGGAUAGGGGGUGUAUUUAAAGGACAAGUUAGUACAAUGUGGCGGGAUGGGUUGGGGUAUGGAUCGUAUUUCCUAGCAUACGAAUAUCUCGUUCAACGUCAUAUACGUACUAAAGGUGUGAAAAGAGAAGAUAUCGCUCCGAUUUGGUCGGUGACUUAUGGUGCUGCGGCAGGAUACGCAUUAUGGUUUUCUAUAUACCCAAUCGACGUUAUAAAAUCUAAACUUCAAACGGAUCAUUUAAACCCUACAAAACGUCAAUAUAAAGGGAUGAUCGAUUGUGCUACUCAAGUCUGGCGUACAAGCGGAUGGAAAGGUUUCACAGGAGGUUUAACACCCACAUUGGUCAGAUCUCCAUUUGCUAAUGGAGCUACUUUUGUCGCUUUUGAACUUGCCAUGAGAGGACUUUCAUAA
Molecule: messenger RNA, 909 nt
Organism: Tremella mesenterica DSM 1558
Lineage: Eukaryota; Fungi; Basidiomycota; Tremellomycetes; Tremellales; Tremellaceae
Exons: 5
Coding region: 1-909 (302 amino acids)
Biological process (GO): mitochondrial L-ornithine transmembrane transport
Molecular function (GO): L-ornithine transmembrane transporter activity
Source: RefSeq, a predicted model, not a curated record